AGACUGUCCUCUUUCAAUCCUUUCAUUUUUCUUCAAUUGGUGUUUCACAAGAAAACCGGAGGCAAAGGCAAGAACAAAUGGAGGCUGUUGUGGAGCUCCUCCUAUGGGUUCGAAUCCUCCCCUUCCAAGGGUCACAAAAUGGGCCAGUGGGCUGGAUCAGAAGUGUCCCAUUCCUCUUUGAGGUGGAUGCUGAUUUUGCUGCAGCUAUGGCUACCUUGGUCUGGGCUCCCCCAAAAGAUUUCUUGGUGGUUAGGCAAGAAUGGGCUGCGAUCCAUGGAUUGCUGGUAAGUGGGUUUCUCUUCUUUUGAUGUCGAUUUCUCUUUGGUGUUUAGCUAAAGGUGAAUUCAAUUGCAAGUCAUCUUCUAUACUUACCCGAACCUUUCGUCCUUUUCUUUAUUAAUUUAUAAUUUGGUUGUGAAGCCCUUUUGAUAAAAGGAAUAGAGAUACUAGUCUCAGAAUCAUGUGAAAAUUACAAGCGUUUUCACUUCAGGGUUUUCUCUGGUUUUCUUUCUUGGUUCAUUACUUGGUUUUGUUGCGUUGGAAUCUAUAUAUACAAUACUCUGAUAAUAUUGGAAUUCCAUGUUUUGGAAUGUUAAUAGAUUACCUGUUUUUGUUAUUCUUUCUACUUUCAACCAGAUGGUUUCAUUGCUUAGGUUUUCUUGUGUUGGAACAUUGAUUUUAUUUGUUUCUUUCUCUUUUUGGUCAGAUGGGUUCGUUACUUAGGUAGUUAGGUUGUGUCCUGACUCCAAAUGAUAGAAAUGCCAAUUUAGAUGUCCAAAGCUUUCUUACCUUGCCAAUUGGUGUGAUUGAUUAGGUUUGCCUUCUACCUUAUGUUCUUUUUAUGCAUAAACUAUUUUCCUUUUAUUUCUAUGUAAUUUAUAUCUCAGCUAUUUUUUCUUUUAGUUGAAUCAUUUGCUGCUAAUCUUGUGGAGUUUUAGUGCCUAGUUGCCUGUGUCCUCGUGGUAAGAAUUGGAAAUGCCAGUUUACAUAUUCAAAUCUUUCUGCCCUUGCCAAAAGGUUUUCCUUUAACCUUAUAUUCUUUUAAUGGUGUAGUAAAUUUUCCUCUUCUUUUUUAUGUAAUUCAUCUACUAGUUAUUUUUUCUUUUUGAUAAAUAAUUUUUUGAAUCUUGAGCUAUUUUCAGUGUCUAGGUUUUGAAAAUACUGCUUGUCCAUGUGGAGUUUGCCUUCUACCUUAUGUGCUCUUUAUGCAUAAACUAUUUUCCUUUCA
This is a messenger RNA of Rubroshorea leprosula, 1228 nucleotides long. NCBI's taxonomy places the organism in Eukaryota, Viridiplantae, Streptophyta, Magnoliopsida, Malvales, Dipterocarpaceae. The record is from the annotation of a GenBank genome assembly.